AUGAGCGAACUCGGUCUCGAAACUCGCCAGCCUCAACCGGAGACACCACAGACGACGACAUUUCUCGAUUUGCUCCAACUCCAGAUGGACGGCAACGAUCGAACCAGGAGAAGGAAGCGGACUCUUAAGGAACGGCUAGGAUUCAGACGAAUCGGAUGCUGUGGACCAACAUGGGGUCUCCGAUUAACCAAUAACACUCGCGCAAGAGACGAAGACGAACCAUUUGAAUCCGGGUUCGUGUCCGGGUCGGGUAAUGUAACGGGUACGUUAAAUCCGGGUAUGAACCUCGCGACGGCGUUAGCGGCGGAGAGACAUUACCGAAGAGACCUGACGGAGGAAACGGCAUCUGGGAGUUUGACGCCGUUAAGAGUAUCGUUGAUGAGAUUGCUGGAGGAAACGGCGGAUAGAGUCGUCGUGGAAGGGAGGGAAACGGAGAGGUUAACGGCGUCGACGGUUAGAGGUAAUGAUUCGGUGUGUUGCGUGUGCAUGGGAAGGAAGAAAGGCGCGGCGUUUAUCCCAUGUGGACACACUUUUUGCAGAGUUUGCUCUCGAGAGGUGUGGCUUAAUCGAGGCUCGUGUCCUCUCUGUAACCGUCCGAUUGUCGAGAUCCUUGACAUUUAUUGA
Microthlaspi erraticum is the source of this 624-nucleotide messenger RNA. The record is from the annotation of a GenBank genome assembly. NCBI's taxonomy places the organism in Eukaryota, Viridiplantae, Streptophyta, Magnoliopsida, Brassicales, Brassicaceae.